This is a messenger RNA of Aspergillus vadensis CBS 113365, 1665 nucleotides long. RefSeq lists its product as uncharacterized. The transcript has 2 exons. The record is from RefSeq and is a predicted model, not a curated record. Lineage: Eukaryota; Fungi; Ascomycota; Eurotiomycetes; Eurotiales; Aspergillaceae. The coding region runs from base 1 to 1500 and encodes 499 amino acids.
AUGACUACGACUUCGCAAAACCCGACCGCGGUCUUGAAAAAGGCUGUUCUUGUUCAUGCGCCCGAUUUCGAUGUUUCCUGCCGUGCCCGCCUUCGUAUUAUUCACGAUCAAGCUGCUAACCAAGGAUGCAUCUUUCUUUCGAUCACUGCAGAUCUGGCUAACCUGAGCGGCAAAUCACAGGUACUGACUUUGAAUAUUCCUCCAGAAAGUGUUGAACAAUGUGCUUUAGCUCGACAAAGCAAUAAUGAACUCUGUUCCUCCCACUUCGUCUCCAUGCUCCCGGCGCCUGUUACCAAUCUUUCGGCUGUCUCUACACUGAGUCUGAGCCUGGGUGCGACAGGCAUUGUUCUUUGUCCAUCUGGACUGGAUUAUAUAAGCCCAGCUAGACCAGGCGACCUUGAUAUUCAUUCGUUCGCGAAAAUUUGUCAAUCCAAAUCUCUAUACCUACACUUCUCCAGACGACAAUUUGUGAGUAAAGAACUUGAUAAGCUGGAAAUCUUCUCCCGAGCCCUACGCACAAAGAGUCUUCAAACAGUGUCUCUUGACCACUCUCGCCAUGGCAUGAUCCAGAGAGAUUGGCGUGUUUUUAAUUUGUCGCCCAAUCCACCCCCAUAUCGUCAAGAGCUCGUGUCCGAGCAGUUGGAGCAGGUGGAUCCACCCCUAUACUGUGAGGAGUCCGUGUCAGAGCAGGUAGUUAGAAAACGGCAGAGAGGUAUUUUUCAUCCUACCAUCUUAGACCCAUGGUCGGUGUCAUCUCAUGAUGAAAGCCGGAAGAGGGUACUCCUUCAAGCCCCUCCACUGAUAGGCUCUCCCACCGAAGUAAAUACGCCGAGUACUCGCUCCCCUUCACCAUCCUCCAUUCGCCCAACCAUCUUUCACCGUGCUUCAUCUCCUGGCGACCCAGUGUCUAAGAAACUUGCGCGUCUAGAGCAUGAGCUCCGUGGUGUUUCCGAUGACCUGAUUUGCGAACUAUUAAUUCGAUCCGGACGAGGACAUCUGCUGGCCCUACCAAAGAACGUAGACCGUGGCCUACCAUGCGAAGCUCAGAAAGUCCGUUCUACUGAGAUUGAAAUGGUUGAGCAUCGCCUCAAACGAUAUGUCGAUGAAAUGAUUGAGCGCCGCCUCAAAUCCGGCAUACUGGACGAAGUUAUCGAUAGUGCUGCAAGCGAGUGUCGCGAUCAGAUUUAUGAUGAAUGCAAAACCAACCAAGCCGAAUUUCGCGAACAAGUCGACGAUGGUAACUCCGAGAUACGCAACACAACCAUGGAAUGUUUGAAGGAAAUAAACGAACAGGCACAAAGGCACAUGCAUGAAUUAGAAGAGCAAGCACAACAGUGUAUGAAUGAUAUCGAGGAUCAGGCAGUUGAAGUUGAGAUGUCUGCGAAGAAAGGUAUGGCGGAGCUCAGGCGCUGGUUCAGUACCCCUGCUCAGUCCUUACCUGAAACCAUGUCAAAACCUAGCCGUGAGAUAGAUACUACUGCCAGGCGCAGUUCCAUUUAGACUCGGUAUUGGGUUCAUAAUGUAUUAUUAUCUUCUGGCAAUCACUUGGUCAUUGGUUCACAAGAAAGGGGUGUAAGCAGUAAAAUCUAGCUAUAGUAGUCCCAGUCAAACGGCAAAGCAUACCCAGUUGGACCAUGAUGCCCCCAAUAUCUCAAUAGAUAGCUG